Messenger RNA from Parnassius apollo (apollo), 843 nucleotides. NCBI's taxonomy places the organism in Eukaryota, Metazoa, Arthropoda, Insecta, Lepidoptera, Papilionidae. The record is from the annotation of a GenBank genome assembly.
AUGGUGUCAAAAGAUGGUUUUCCAUUCCGGGUUUUCUGCACCUCGUCGGAUUUACGAGACCUUUUUAAAGCUGGGGGCUAUAAGUUACCAAAAUCGCCUAAUUCUAUCAAAUUAAUGGUUAUGCAUUUCGGCACGACUGUAAAAAUUACCAUUAUUCGUGAUCUUCUAAAGCUGAAAGAGAGCAACCACAGAUUCACCCUCACAUUCGACGAAUGGACUUCAACGAGAAAUAGGCGCUAUUUAAACGAUAAUGUUUACGCCUUGUCUAAUGAAAAAUCUAUUUUUUGGAACUUAGGGCUGGUGCGGUUUUACGGAAGUCUACCUGCAGAAACAUGUAUCACUGUUUUAAAAGAAAAAUUAUCAGAAUACGAGCUAUCUUUGGAUAAGGAUGUAAUCUGUAUUACCACAGAUGGUGCCAAAGUCAUGGUAAAAGUUGGGAAACUCAUUCAACCCCAUCAACAACUCUGUUAUGCACAUGGCAUCCAAUUGGCUGUUUUGGAUGUUACUUAUAAACAAAAUACUUCUUCACAUAGUGGCCACGAAGCAUCAAAUGAAGAAAUGUCAGUGCGAAAUGAGACAGUUAGUGAAAGAGCUGAUGAGAAUUGUGACAAUGACUUGGAAAAUGACGAAAAUGACAUUUUUGAUUUGUCUUUUCCUACACCUACAAGUGAAAUAAACCUGACUGUGGAAUAUGCAGAACUUGUUAAGAAGGUACGAAAAGUAGUAAAACUAUUUAAAAAUUCACCUACUAAAAACGAUCUGCUGCAGACGUAUAUGACAAAAGACAUGGGAAAAAAUAAUUGUUGGAUUGUCAAACAAGGUGGUCAAGCCUGUGCGAAAUGA